Molecule: messenger RNA, 825 nt
Organism: Hermetia illucens (black soldier fly)
Lineage: Eukaryota; Metazoa; Arthropoda; Insecta; Diptera; Stratiomyidae
Product: protein disulfide-isomerase A3-like
Exons: 2
Coding region: 4-825 (273 amino acids)
Biological process (GO): protein folding; response to endoplasmic reticulum stress
Cellular component (GO): endoplasmic reticulum
Molecular function (GO): protein disulfide isomerase activity
Source: RefSeq, a predicted model, not a curated record
UAUAUGCGAGCUCAAGUUGGGCCAGCAUCAAAGGAUUUGUUAACCGUAGCUGACUUCAAGAAAUUCUUGGAAAGUCCCGAAACAUCAGUGGUUGGUCUAUUUGAGAAGGAGAGCGAUUUGAAGGGAACUUUCCUCAAAUAUGCUGAUAAAAUGCGUGAGAAAUUGCGUUUUGGUCACAGCACUGCACCUGAAGUAUUGAAAGAAGCAGGAGAAGCUAACGCCAUCGUAAUCUUCCGUGCUCCUCAAUUGCACAACAAAUUUGAACCUUCCUCUGUCAAGUUUGAGGGCGAAACUCUUGGAGAAUUGACUGAAUUCGUACAGGCUAACUUCCAUGGUUUGGUCGGUCAUCGCACCCGUGAAUCCACUCAAGAAUUCAAGGUUCCACUUGUUGUUGCCUACUACAAUGUCGACUAUGUCAAGAAUCCUAAAGGAACUAACUACUGGCGUAAUCGUGUAUUGAAAGUCGCAAAGGAAUUCGCGGGACAAAUCAAUUUCGCUAUUAGCGUUAAGGAUGACUUCCAACAUGAAAUCAAUGAAUACGGCUACGAUUACACCGGUGAAAAGCCAUUGAUCUUGGCUCGUGAUGCUAAGAAUCAGAAAUUCAUAAUGAAGGAUGAGUUUUCUGUUGAAAGUUUGCAAAACUUCGUAUCGAACCUUGAAGAUGGAAAACUUGAUCCCUACGUUAAAUCUGAACCGAUCUCAGAAUCAAACGAUGCACCUGUUAAAGUUGCAGUUGGCAAAAACUUCCGAGAGAUUGUGUGUUCCUCGGUGGUGUUUUCGGAUACUUGCAAUUGCUUAGUGGUACUUGGAAUGGAUCAGCAGUGA